AUGUCGACACAGUCCAAGGUAAAGGGCUCAAAGCCGAUCCAGAACUCUGGAGAAGAUCUAGUAGAGCCUGUGCCAAAGAAUAAACUCUCAGCUACCGUCAAAGUCAUCAGACUCGCCGAUGCGACAGAUGAGAAACAGAAAGAUGUUGUUAUUGCAACUCUGCAGAGGAAUGAGAUCGAACUGCUGUCGCUGGCUGGGAUAAGGCAAAAGAUCAAGUCUCUCGAUGAGUCUGAUACAUUUUGUUUCAAAGAUCAGAGUCCAGCUGAAGACUCACUCAUCUUUGAAGAUUAUGUUGAACAAUCUUUUGAUGGCGAGGUCGACUUUAGCUCUACGUACAAGUCUUCUAAGCCUGCCAAGGAUGGAGAGUCAGUGGAGCAGCAGAGCACCAUUCACAAAUGCUUCCUCUACCUCUCCCCGAAAGCUGCAGGAAAGGCCCCUACCAUGGCCACGAACUUGGCUCUCGACAAAUUUGCCGUCAAAGUCUUUGAGUGGUCCGCGGGUGAAUCUGGCGUUGCCAGCCGUGGUACCUUGCAGUCCAGCAAGCUUGGUGUUCGUGACGCUACUGUGAUGACUCUAGCGGGCCUUCGCAAGCAGCUUGCAACUUGCACAAAGAUGUCUGUCGCACCGAAGACUCACCAGUUCUGUACUCAGUCUGGAGAGACCGUUGUGGAUGAGGCCAUGACUUUCUCCGAUUACCUAUCACUCGAGGAGACUUUGAGUGAUACUAAUGCUGGACUACCCUCUGUUCACGUAUUUUACAAGCUAGCUCAUCCAAAGAAUGAACCUCCUACGAUCGACCUUAGCAACCUUCCCGGUAAACUAGAGGCGGCAGACACCAAGGUUAAAGAGAACGCUUUCGAGAAUGGCAAGACCGCCAAGACUUUUGAAUCUCACGCCCGAGCCUUCGAAAUGUCUGAGGUUGGGGCUGCUAGUACUGGCGCUAUUGGUAGCGAGUAUGCACUGCAUGCAUCCUAUCUCACCGACUUGCAGUGGGCCGAGGUUCUACGUAACUGCGGCGCUAUGUAUGGAUGGGUGGUCGACCGCCAGAAGAACCGCAUCAUUCGAGCUCCAAGGCCAGCUUUCCAAUUGCGAGCUAGGAUAUCGGAUGAUGCAAACCAUGCUAUCCCAGACGUUGUCGAAAAGACCGUGGAGCUAGAACAGAAACCCAAGGUACAGAUUACCAAAGCGGACAUAGAUGAGAUCAAGGCGAAAGUUGGGAACUGGAACUCCAGAAGUGGUAUGAAGGGAGAGCUUCCUAAAAUUACCGACUCCCUCGGAGUUGAUCAGGCCACGGACACUAGUGAACAGGCAGACACGACAGUGGCUACCAAGGACGCAAGCACAGAGACAACAGAGCCAGAAGAGGUACCUGGUUCAGGCCCGGAGCUUCAGGAAACCAAGGCUCCAGUUGCCACAAUCGACCAAGUAACUGGAAAGUCUGUAUACACAGUAUUGCCGAGUUUCCAGGUGAACGACGACUCCAGGAUCGACAUUACUGUCAGCAGCCAUGAGUUUGAAACGAGCAUGGCCAGGAAUGACUUUAGUAGUAAUUCCACAGAAGGAUCAGUAUCUGGAGGCUUUGGGGGUUUCGCGGCAACUGUCAGCGCAGGUUACAGCAAAGAAACCUCUAGCGCCAGUAAGAAUACGACCAACACGUACAAAAAGACCAUGAUUGCCAAGUAUUUGCUGCCCAGAGCCGACAUCCUGCUUCACCCUGCAUACUUAGAGCCCACGCCCGAAUUCAAGUCUGCUCUCGAGAACAUCCGCACCAACAAGAACAUUGCUGACCUACGCAAAUUGAACGAAGAGUUUGGUCAGCUCUGGUGUCAGCGAAUUACUAUCGGCGGUCGCCUUCAAUCAACGUCCAUCAUGACGGACGAGACAGUAACGUCUGAGCAAGAACAAAAGGAGGCUAUGAAGGUGUCUGUUGGUGUGCAGGUUACUACACCUUUCGGCGGUGCUGGUGUCAAGCAUUCCAAUGAGAGUGGCAAGAUGGAGUCAAAGAGUACCACGGAUGUGAAGAAGAACGAGAGCAAUGUGUUUGAGGCGGUGGGAGGCGACACUAUUCUUGCAGCCAAUCCGACGGCGUGGUCCUCUACUGUUGCUGAUUACCGUACUUGGAGAGUCAUCGAUCGCGACUCUCUGUCCUCAAUUACGAACGUCAUCUCCGCCAUUCCAGGUUACGCCCAAGUCCGAAGCUGGUUCAUGCAGGCGGUCCCUACCCUGUCUAAAUACAUUGAGCUACCUCCAUCCCGCGAGAUCAAACUCAGGUUCAAGCUGACGGCCCCGACGAGUCAACUUUCUCUGUCCUAUCUCAAAAAGGUAGAAAAUUAUGAUGCUUCCGGCGACCCCAUCUACUACUUAGGUCACAGCACCGGAGCUGAUGUCAGGCCUGUUAAGAACGAGUUGACCAUCUCUAACAAUGCUUGGGCCCAAUGUGAUAUCACUGAUGCUCCGCCACUGUUUAGCCCCCAGAGCUACCGAGCCCCAGUGAUUAUGGGUUAUCCUGGAAACAUUGUGGGCGAUUCGGCAUAUGGCUCGAACUACAAUCAGCACUAUACGAAUUCUCUUUGGAACGUGAGCGCGCCCUUUGAUAAUGCGCUUACCCAUGGUGUCCUGGUCUGCAUCUCUACUGUGCCCCUCCCGAAACCAGCACCCACCGCCGGCGCGGUAGUAUCAGAUGCCCCAGAUUCACCUCUCUUUCUUGAAGUAUUUCGCAACCAGCAAUCAGUUUUCCUACCUGGCUUAUCCGACUCGUCCGAGCGCCACUACUGGCGAAUCCUCAAGCACGGCGCCAAAGCCAACGGCGAGUACAUCAAAGAAGGCGACGAGAUCUCCUUUGCCUGGGCCUUUAAUGACCAAACAGCCGGCUUCCGUGACUUUUCGCAGGAUGUCUUUGGCCGACGACGCCUUCAAUGCCCGGACAACUUGAAGAGUAAGGUCUUGUAUAUGAAGCUGCCUUGGCCAAGAUUUGAACCUCUCGCGAAACCAGCCAACGGUAAAACUCCAGUGGCCAACACGAUGAUCUUGACGGAUGAUCCUCUUGCUUCGAACAACGUGCCGCAGAUGACUACUAUCAAGACCGCGCCAGGUAUGAUUGCCGCCGCGCAAGCCCUCAGCCAAGGAAAGUCUGCGACGGAUGCAAGUAUGUUUGGGCUGCAGGAUGUGAGAUUUCGGGUUGACGUUGUGGGUAAUGACGGGUAUGGUGAUGUUGGGAAUUGUCUGCUGAAGGGCCUGAAUCAGGGGACGGAGAAACCAGUGGCUAUUGAUCCCAAGGUCAAAGCUGCGCAGUCACUCCUUCAGGCACAACUCAAGUACUAUGAGGCGCUUAUGUUCCUGGGGGCGUAG
Fusarium pseudograminearum CS3096 is the source of this 3348-nucleotide messenger RNA. RefSeq lists its product as uncharacterized. The coding region runs from base 1 to 3348 and encodes 1115 amino acids. NCBI's taxonomy places the organism in Eukaryota, Fungi, Ascomycota, Sordariomycetes, Hypocreales, Nectriaceae. The transcript is spliced from 15 exons. The record is from RefSeq and is a predicted model, not a curated record.